Molecule: messenger RNA, 849 nt
Organism: Saccharomycodes ludwigii
Lineage: Eukaryota; Fungi; Ascomycota; Saccharomycetes; Saccharomycodales; Saccharomycodaceae
Exons: 1
Coding region: 1-849 (282 amino acids)
Source: RefSeq, a predicted model, not a curated record
AUGACUAAUAUCAAUAACAAUAUUAAUACUGUUACACCUCCCUCUCCAAAUAGCAGUGAAAGCAGCUCUGUUAAUAAAUUAAAGGAUAGAAGAGUCACCUCAUUAUUGCCAUUAAUUUAUACGGAAUUAAACAAUUGUAAAAAAGAAAUAAAAUUAUUACAGGAUAAUAUUGAAAGACUAAAUGAUUUAGUUAACACAGUUUAUAAAUUAGAUACAGAUAAUGAAGUAAAAAGUGUACAAACCCUUCAUGCGGCUAAUAAUAAAGUAACCAAGAAAAAACAAGCUAAGAAACUUGUUCAAUCCCAAGAUGUUAAACCGGAUAUAGCCCCACGAACAUCGAUUACACCUCACCAGCCUGACUCCAAUACUAUAUCAAUAAAUAGCUUAUUAAUGAAGACUAACGGAUUGCUUUCCAACGAUGAAACUUUAAAAUCAGUCAAAGAACCGCCAUUCAAAAUUGAUUACGAUGCUGAUUCUCAUACUACUUCUGAUGCUAAUAAUAAUGCUCUACAAGAUACAUUGGAAUUCAACUAUCCUAAAGAUUUAAAAAGCAUUCGUAAAAUAUAUGAGUUUCAAACAACAAGAGUUAUAUCGUCAGUAAAAUGCCCUAUUGAGUUGGAGAAGGAGUUUGGAGCUAAAUGGAGGGGUGGUGCUACAUCUAAGAAGUUUUAUAGAUACCAAAACGUAGUCAAAUUAGUAGAAAAUGCAGUUCGCAAUGGUUAUGAUAAGAAUGAAUCUAUUGAUGAGUUAGAUGAAAUGUUAUCCAACAGGGUCUUGUCAUUGUAUAGGUUAAUGGAUAAAUUGGACAACAACAAAUUACCAAAAAAAUAUUUAACUACAACUGGUUAA